AUGGCGCCGACCCGGGCCCCGCGCCUCGCCGGCGGGCAGGGGGAGACCCAGUCGGGGCGAGGGAGGCCGGGCGCCGUGAGCUUCGCGGACGUGGCCGUGUACUUCUCCCCCGAGGAGUGGGGCUGUCUGCGGCCCGCGCAGAGGGCCCUGUACCGGGACGUGAUGCGGGAGACCUACGGCCACCUGGGCGCGCUCGGAUUCGCAGGCCCCAAACCGGCCCUCAUCUCCUGGCUGGAGAGAAAGAAGGAGGUGUGGAGCCCGGAGGCCGAGGAUCCCGAGGAGGGGGCCAGGCACCCAGGAUCUGGGCUAGGUGAGGAAGGUGGAGCUGAGGCGGACUGCAGGCUCUCAUGGGAGCGAGCCAGGGCAGGUGGUGACUGCGGCUUUAUAUACACUGACCUGCAGUCCAUUCCGGUGCCUGGAGAAAUCUCCGUCCAUGCUGAAAUGCCCGCAUUUAGGGCCUUUAACACAGCAGAAAGCAAGAGAAAGAACGAACCCAGCAGCAAAAUCGGGGCCGAGGAGCUUGAGGAUGCCCCAGGGAGGAACGCGCCACCGGUGGAGGCCAGGCUGGUUCCUAGUUUCAGGGACUUUAGCCAUCCGUUGCCUCAGCCGUCUGCACACACGGGGCAGCAGUGCACCCAGACUCCCAAGAGGCCCUACCCCUGCCUGGAAUGCAACCGUUCUUUCAGCUACCCCUCCCUCCUAGCCAGCCACCAGCGGGUCCACUCGGGGGAGCGGCCCUUUCCCUGUGGCCAGUGUGGACGUUGCUUCCGCCAAAGAGGCAACCUGGCUGUCCACAUGCGCAUACAUACAGGGGAGAAGCCCUUCUCCUGCCCAGACUGCGGGAGGCUCUUUUUCUCCCAGAGGGCUCACCUCGUCCAGCACCAGCUGCUUCAUACAGGGGACAAGCCGUAUUCAUGUCCAGACUGCGGCCGCUGCUUCCGCCAGACUGGGGCGCUGGCCAUCCAUAGACACAGACAUGGUGGGGAGAAGCCGUACGUGUGUGCCGAGUGUGGACGCCACUUUACACACCCUUCCCUCUUGGCUAUCCACCAGCGCACCCACACUAGGAAGAAGCCCCAUAUCUGUUCUGACUGUGGUCGGGGCUUUGCCUACCCCUCCCUCCUGACCAAUCACCAACGGGUCCACUCUGGGGAGCGUCCCUACCCUUGUACCCACUGCAGUGCCCGCUUUGCCCAGCAAAAUAACCUGCUCCAGCAUCAGCUCAUUCACACAGGGGAAAAGCCCUACGCGUGCCCCGACUGUGGCCGCUGCUUCCGGCAAAGCGGCUCGCUGGCUAUCCACAGACGCACACAUACAGGGGAGAAGCCCUACUCCUGCCCCGAGUGUGGGCACCAGUUUACCUCUUCCUGCGUCCUCAACAGCCACAGAUGCAUCCAUUCUGUUGAGAGGCCCUUCCCUUGUUCCCAGUGUGGGAAAACCUUUAAACGAAAGAGUGCCCUGGAAGCCCACCGAUGGAUCCAUCGUACAGGCGGGACAAGUCAGAGGGGUGACAGACCUCUGUUACCACCCCCAGCCCAGGCUUGUGUCCCUGAGGGUCAGGAACCAUCCGUACACUUCCGACAUUUUCCCGAUAUGUUCCAGUAGUGCGAGUGUCUGAGUAAAGCAGUGUGAAGGAACAAAUGUUUUAAGGUUCUCCCUCAAGGGUUGGAAAGGAGGUGCGCAGAGGGCAAGGGAUAGGAGAGGGGAGAAAAAGGGAAUCAGGCGAAAUGGAGAUGGUGGGGGCUGAGCCACAUCUGGAAUCUAUGAGAGACCUGGGAGCUGAGAGGCAGGACAUCCGGAGUGAAGAACCUGUCAGGAAAAGCAUGAGACUCCUUCAGUCUGCUCCCAGCCCGGACUGCUGACCUCUGACCUUUCAGCUCCGGUUUCCCCUGACUCUAGAUCUCAGGAGAACAAACCUCCUUGGACCAGGAGCUGUAAUGUAAGAGGAGGAUCAUAGGCUUUGAACCAGUUUAUCCCAUGUUCAAUCUUGGCUCAUCCCUUGCGUCAUCAACAUCUGACUAUAAAAUGAGUACAUUAAUACUGCCCCUGAGGUGGUUGUAGGAUUAAAUAAUAUAUAUUCAGUCAAAACUGUCUAGUACAAUAUUUCUCACUUGUGUAUAUCCUUCCAAGCUUUGCACGUUACAGUAGUUUCUUGAAUAGAGGACAGCCUUACCUAAUCACCUCUGCUGAAAACAACAGCUUUUAAUGUGAA
Neomonachus schauinslandi (Hawaiian monk seal) is the source of this 2212-nucleotide messenger RNA. Its product is annotated as zinc finger protein 785-like. The record is from RefSeq and is a predicted model, not a curated record. NCBI's taxonomy places the organism in Eukaryota, Metazoa, Chordata, Mammalia, Carnivora, Phocidae. The transcript is spliced from 5 exons. The coding region runs from base 1 to 1605 and encodes 534 amino acids. Gene Ontology annotation, molecular function: DNA-binding transcription factor activity; RNA polymerase II cis-regulatory region sequence-specific DNA binding. Gene Ontology annotation, biological process: regulation of transcription by RNA polymerase II.